Molecule: messenger RNA, 740 nt
Organism: Rhagoletis pomonella (apple maggot)
Lineage: Eukaryota; Metazoa; Arthropoda; Insecta; Diptera; Tephritidae
Source: RefSeq, a predicted model, not a curated record
AUACAUCGUGUCUUUACCCUUCAAAAAGGACUAUCCGAACAACAUUUCCUUAGGACCAUCGCUGAAAGGCGCCUGCUUUCAGUUCUACCGGAACGAGACGCGCCUAGCGAGAAACCCUGUCCUGCAAACGGAAUAUAAUCGGGUUUCGAGGGAAUAUGAGACAUUAGGGCAUAUGUCUAAAAUAUCUGAUAACGUGCCAGCAGACUCAGCUGACUGUUAUUUCUUACCUCAUCACGCUGUUUUGAAGGAAGAAAGCAUCAGUACAAAGGUCAGAGUCGUAUUCAAUGCCUCAUGCCCUACCGACAAUGGCGCGAGCUUAAAUGACGUCCUCCAUCCCGGUUCAAUUCUUCAAGCCGAUUUAACCAUCCUGAUCCUCCGUUGGAGACUGUUUAAAUAUGUAUUCAACAGCGACAUCGAAAAGAUGUAUCGGCAAAUUCUGGUAAAUAAUAAACAAAGAAAAUACCAAUGAAUAGUAUUUCGUACCAGCCCACAGGAGCCAGUCAGUUUAUACGAACUGAAAACGGUGACCUUUGGCAUUAACUGUGCCAAAAUCCGUACCUCGCUAUAAGGACAUUACAUCAACUUGCUGACGAUGUAGAGAGCUCUUAUCCAAUCGCAGCAAACAUAUUGCGAAAAUGCAUGUAUGUGGACGUCGUACUCGCCGGUGGACAUAGCAUCGAUUCCGCGAUAAGAGCUCGAGAUGAAAUCUCACAAGUAUUGCAGUAAUCUGGUUUCCCACU